Dendrobium catenatum is the source of this 2088-nucleotide messenger RNA. Its product is annotated as SWI/SNF complex component SNF12 homolog. Bases 272 to 1813 code for a protein of 513 amino acids. The transcript has 2 exons. NCBI's taxonomy places the organism in Eukaryota, Viridiplantae, Streptophyta, Magnoliopsida, Asparagales, Orchidaceae. The record is from RefSeq and is a predicted model, not a curated record. Gene Ontology annotation, cellular component: SWI/SNF complex; nucleus. Gene Ontology annotation, biological process: regulation of transcription by RNA polymerase II.
CUGAAUCGGUCCGGUCCAAAUAACUCCUGCGCGAGGAAAGUAGAACCCGGCUCUUGUCCUCCGCCGUCGAUCUCACUUGGCACUUCCCCGUCGAUGUAAAGCGCAACGGAAGUGAGCAAUCUCUCCACGAAUCCCUCUCCUCUCCCCUUCCCAUCGUUCCCCAACCUUUUCAACGAGUUUCUUCUUCCAGAUCGAAAGAUAGGGUUUUGAACUGUUCUUCGUCAAUUCCUUAAUCAACAUCUAGGGUUAUCAAAAUUAACCCUACGCUUCCAUGUCAUCAAACAACCUCAACAACGCCAACCCUCCACGACCCAUCGCCGGCUCACCACUUGCCGGCGGCAUGUCCUCUUCCCCUGUAACUCCGCUUCCCCACCUGCGCCCCCCUCCACAACCCCAACCCUCUUCAGCCUCCCCUUUCCAAAACUUUUUCCAGUCACAAUCCCUACAAUCCCACCUUGCCGCCCAGUCCCAGGCUUCCAUGCUGGGCCCCGGUGCCUCUACCCCCUCCCCUGGGCUCUCUGGUGGCCCCAAAAGGCCCCCUCAGAAGCCUCCACCUCGUCCUGCACUGCCGGCAUCAUCGGUGGCUGCUGUUCACAGCUUCAAAUCUGCAGAACUAACUCCUGCAAUCCGCCGGAAGAAGAGGAAGCUCCCUGAGAAGCAUCUACCAGAUCGCGUAGCUGCCCUGCUGCCAGAAUCAGCUCUCUAUACCCAGUUGCUUGAAUUCGAGGCACGGAUUGAUGCCGCCCUUUCAAGGAAGAAGGUUGACAUCCAGGAAUCCUUGAAAAAUCCUCCUACAUUGCAGAAAACCCUUAGAGUUUAUGUUUUCAAUACUUUUUCCAGUCAGAAUAGGUUGGGUUUGGAUCCAAAGAAUGCUGAGCCGCCAUCUUGGUCUCUCAAGAUAAUUGGGAGGAUUUUGGAGGAUGGGGUUGACCCCAAUUCUGCAGAGGCUUUGGCUAAUCCGAAUCCUGCGUAUCCUAAGUUCUCAUCUUUUUUUAAGAGAGUUACUAUUGGUCUAGACCCUAUGCUUUACCCGGAGAAUCCGACAAUUAUUUGGGAGAAUGCAAGGUCGCCUGCUCCUCAUGAGGGCUUUGAGAUUAAGAGAAAAGGGGAUAAGGAAUUCAAUGUGAAUAUACGGCUUGAAAUGAGUUAUAAUCCCGAGAAAUUCAAGUUAUCUCCCGCACUGAUGGAGGUUCUUGGCAUUGAAGUGGACACUCGAGCUAGAAUUAUAAACGGGAUUUGGCACUAUGUUAAGGCUAAGAAAUUGCAAAACCCUAGCGAUCCUUCGUUUUUUACCUGUGAUCCACCAUUGAAGAAGGUGUUUGGAGAUGAUAAGAUGAAGUUUUCAUUGGUUUCGCAGAAGAUUUCUCAACACCUGUCACCCCCGCAGCCCAUACAUUUGGAGCACAGGAUUAGGCUUUCUGGUAAUGGUCCUGCAGGCCAUGCUUGCUAUGAUAUUUUGGUCGAUAUUCCUUUCCCCGUGCAGAAGGAAAUUUCUGCUUUCCUUGCAAAUACAGAGAAACACAAAGAGAUUGAGGCUUGUGAUGAAGUGAUUUGUGCUUCAAUUAAGAAGAUCCAUGAGCAUCGACGAAGGAGAGCAUUCUUUCUUGGUUUUAGCCAGUCACCAGUGGAGUUUAUAAAUGCUCUAAUUGCUUCUCAAAGUAGGGACUUGAAGCUUGUUGCUGGAGAAGCAAGUCGUAAUGUUGAGAAGGAACGCCGUGCAGACUUCUACAGUCAACCAUGGGUUGAAGAUGCUGUUAUCCGUUAUUUAAAUCGUAAACCAGCAGGUGGUAAUGAUGCUCCUAGUAGCACAUGAGCAUUGGAUGAAAGAUUUUACUGGAAAUCAAGUUAGAUUUGACAACCGGUGAAGUUCUAAGGCAAUCAUAAUUAUGCUUUCAGAUUCUCUAUAAUUGUUUUACUCCAUUCCUUGUAUCAGGUAAUUAAUUUGGGUCACUUUGUGUAAAUUAUAUCUUGCAGAACUGUUGUGACGCAUUUUAUCAGGUGCGUGAGUCUGAGAUAUUUUAAUAUGAUAUGUGCUGUAGUACUUGUGAGGAUUUCAUGAUUCUAAUUCCAUCUUAGAGUUUUUUUUUU